AUGUUGGGGUUGGUGUUGUUGAUCACCUUUGCAGCGGUCGAGUCCAUCGCCAAGCGGCGCGCUGUGCGGCCCGGGAGAUGCGAGGCGAGCUUGGUGUUUGAUGUCGCACCGACGCCAGGAGAUGCCGCGGUGAUCGUGGAGCACCUGUUCAAGCAGCUCCUCUUCAUUCGCGGCCAGAUACCCGGGGCGUUCGCGCGCGUGGCCGCCGAAGUCGACGCUGUCCGGUGCGGCGGCGUCGGGACCGGCAGCGCUCCCAUUCGCGUGCCCGGGCGUCCCGCGUCCCGCGCCACGUCCCAGCAGCGGCGACUCGGCAAGGUGGUUGACGCUGCUCGCGCCAUCGUGCACGAGUGCGCGACGCCGGACAACUUCCCGCCGGGCCGCGACGUCACUCUCUACAUCAACUUCGGGUCGCCCACGCGGCCGAAGGAGUGCUACGAGCUCCACAUGCGUUGCGGGGAGGCGGAGGCAGCACCGGACGGGCGGCGACAGGACGCGCUGUGCAAGCAGGUGCUGCGGACCAUCGUGACGGAGGCGGCGGGGCUGCCGGAGGGACCUGCGUCGGCGGGGCCGAUCGCGGUGAGGCUCGUGAUGCGGUAUCGGCUGCGUGCAGAUGUCAAGGGUCCGGGGGGUUUUGUACACAAGCCCGGGUUCAAGAUGAACUUGAGCCGGGCGCUGCACGUCGCCGUGGAUAUCGAGGGCCGGGAGCAGGAGGGCGACCCAGCCACGCUGCGGGAGCUGGCGGGCUUGGACGCUGGCGGCGGGCCGUGCAUGUAUUUUGUCAGCUCCGUCAAGGUGAAGGGGCUGGGGCAGGCAGGAGAGAUCUGA
Pedinophyceae sp. YPF-701 is the source of this 825-nucleotide messenger RNA. Lineage: Eukaryota; Viridiplantae; Chlorophyta; Pedinophyceae. The record is from the annotation of a GenBank genome assembly.